Heterocephalus glaber (naked mole-rat) is the source of this 1390-nucleotide messenger RNA. It is a transcript of the gene Noxo1, whose product is annotated as NADPH oxidase organizer 1. Lineage: Eukaryota; Metazoa; Chordata; Mammalia; Rodentia; Bathyergidae. Gene Ontology annotation, biological process: superoxide anion generation. Gene Ontology annotation, molecular function: protein binding; superoxide-generating NADPH oxidase activator activity; phosphatidylinositol binding. The record is from RefSeq and is a predicted model, not a curated record. Gene Ontology annotation, cellular component: cytoplasm.
AAAGACCAGGGGCGUGGUAACUGCACAGGGACUCAGUUUGGGGCGUGGGCGGGGAAUUCCACUCAGGCCAGUCUUCCGGGUAGUUUAACUGCUCAGAGCCCCCUUGAGGACUGGGAGGCAGCAUAACCUCUGCCACUCCCCAGCACUCCAGAAUCACUAAAGAUGGAGGCUGCAGUGAUGGCAAGUUCCCGGCACCUGGUGUCAGUAAGGGCGGCAGCACUGGUGCAGAUGGAGCGGCCUCAGAUGUUCGCCUUCUCCGUGCACUGGUCGGAUGGCAGUGACACCUUUGUGUGCAGGAACUGGGAUGAGUUCAGGCAACUUCAGAAGACCCUCAAGGAGACCUUUCCAGUGGAGGCAGGCCUGCUGCGGAGAUCUGAUCGCCUUCUCCCCAAGCUGCCAGACGCACCACUGCUUUCCCGCGGAGGGCGCGUGGGCCGAGGUCUGGCGCGCUUGCGGCUGUUGGAGACCUAUGCACAGGCGCUUCUGGCCACUGUGGAGCGAGUGUCGAGGAGCCCAGUGCUCACAGGUUUCUUUGCGCCACAAGCCCGAGACCUGGAAUCUGCACUGCCUCCUGGCAGCACGGUGAUUUUGCCUGCCCCAGAAGAGCCCUCACCCCGCCCUUUGGACAGCCUCACCAUCCAUAGCCUGGAGGCUCAGAGCCUCUGCUGCGUACAGCCCUUUCACACCCAGGACACAAAAGGCAGGCCCUUCCAUGCAGAGGCCCGGGAAAGCCUGGAUGUGCUGCUACGACACCCCUCAGGCUGGUGGCUAGUGGAGAACGAAGACCAGCAAAAGGCCUGGUUUCCAGCUCCCUAUCUGGAGGAGGUGGCCCAUGAGGUGGGCCUAACGCAGGGAAGCAGUGGGACCCAGUUCUGUAUUUCCCGCGCCUACAAGGGGAGCCGUGCUGAUGAGCUGUCAGUGCCAGCAGGGGCCCGUGUGCAGGUGUUAGAAACUUCUGACCGUGGAUGGUGGCUGUGCAGGUACUGCGACAGGGCUGGUCUGCUCCCCUCAGUACUGCUGCAACCUGAAAGACUGGGUGCAUUCUUGAGUGGGCCAGCAAUCCUUGGCAGGGAGGACAGGGAAAACAAGGCUACUACCAGUUCACCUCCUGUGCCCACCCGCCCUCUGCUGAGUGCCAUUCAGAGUCGCUGCUGCACUAUCACUCGUAGGGCACUGGUGUGGAACUCAGGGCCUCAUAACCCUCCUUGAGGUUGUGGGCUCACUCUGCAGAGAAGCUGGCUGUGUAUCCCAACCCCAGGUCAAGCAGAAUGUUCAGGAUCCAGAUCUCAGAUGGCAGAUGGCUGCAUCAUCCCCAGGCCUGGGAAAGGAAUGGAUGAGGGUGGGAGGGGGAAUUCCAAUUUCCUUUGAGUAAAAUUUCUGGAUGACUCCA